Messenger RNA from Helianthus annuus (common sunflower), 1174 nucleotides. Its product is annotated as reticulon-like protein B8. Bases 321 to 1040 code for a protein of 239 amino acids. The record is from RefSeq and is a predicted model, not a curated record. Lineage: Eukaryota; Viridiplantae; Streptophyta; Magnoliopsida; Asterales; Asteraceae. The transcript has 7 exons.
AAUAUAAUAUUCUAACUUAUGUAAGGUAGUUUGGUAUCAUCUGUCUCACCACUUUCUAAACUUUUGAAUCAACCUUUCACAAUCUCCCUCAUCAUCGGACGGUAAACCUGGUAUCUCUCUCUCUCACACACACAUCCUUUCUGUCCUAUAUAAGGCUGGAAGGUGUGGAGGGCGUCACCCCUGCCACCUCACCUCCGAUAGCCGGAGGGGCGCCAGGCACCAUGGUUCAUCCGCCACCGUGGUAACGAGGAAGAAGGUGUGUGCAGUUGAAGUUGGAUUAUUUAGCACAAGUGUUCAUGGGACAUCUUCGAUUUUGAGCCAUGCCAGAGGGUAUAACACCUGAAAAUCUAAUAAACAACAUCAUGGAUACACUUUCCGAUAAGCAUCAAAGUCACAGCUCCGGUUCAUUUUUUUCGGAGGAGAAAUCACCACCCUCUGUAACUGCUCAGAUUAACAAGCUGUUUGGGAGACAGAAGCCGGUGUACAAUAUUUUAGGGGGUGGCAAAUCUGCUGAUGUACUCUUAUGGAGGAACAAAAAGAUAUCGGCAAGUGUCUUAUGCGGUGCAACUGCGGUUUGGGUGCUUUUUGAAUGGCUUAACUACCAUUUUCUUCCUCUUGUCUGUUUUGGUCUUGUUGUAUGUAUCAUUGGCCAGUUUAUUUGGUUACACCUCUUGAAAAGGGCCCCACCUCGUCUUAAGCUGCCUGACGAGCUCUUUGUGAACAUUUCUACUACAAUAGGCACUGAAGUUAACCGUGCUUUAGGCUUCCUUCAGCACGUUGGUUCUAGAGGAGAUAUUAAGCAACUUGCGAUCGUUGUUGGGAGCUUGCUAACUGCUGCAAUUAUUGCAACCUGGUGCAACUUUUUGACUAUAAUCUAUAUAGGUUUUGUGGCUGCUCACACUCUGCCUGUUGUGUACGAGAAGUACGAUGACCAAAUCGAUAACAUGGUAUACAGUGUACUAGGAAAGGUUCAGAACAACUAUAGUAAGCUGGACGCUAGUGUGCUACGUAGAAUUCCUACUAGGAAGAAAUUUGCAUAAUUUUAUUUAAAAAUGUUACGUAAGUCUAAUUUUCCGUAUUAGAUUGCUUAUGGUGUAUUUAAUAUUUAUCAGUAGUUUGCGAAUAAAUAGUGUUAUAUAUUUACUGGAAUGCGAAUAGUUUCUCAUUUCUCGUA